This is a messenger RNA of Geosmithia morbida, 486 nucleotides long. RefSeq lists its product as uncharacterized. The transcript is spliced from 3 exons. The record is from RefSeq and is a predicted model, not a curated record. Lineage: Eukaryota; Fungi; Ascomycota; Sordariomycetes; Hypocreales; Bionectriaceae. The coding region runs from base 1 to 486 and encodes 161 amino acids.
AUGGACCGCAUCAAGGAGAAAAUGAACUCGCUCCGUCUGGAGGCCGACGAGGCGGCCGCCAAGGUUGAGGAGCUCCAGGCCAGGGUCAAGACUCUGGAGCAGGAGAACCUCGCCAAGGAGCAGGAGAUCACAUCGCUGCAGCACAAGAACAGCGUCCUCGAGGGUGACGUCGACAAGUUGGAGACUUCCAUUAGGGACUUCAAGAAAGCUGCCGAGGAUGGCCAGCAGCACGGUACCCAGAACGAGACCCUUCAGCGUCGCUUGCAGCUGCUCGAGGAGGAGGCCGAGGAGGCCGACAAGACUCUCCGCGAGACCAACGAGAAGCUCCGUCAAACCGAUGUCAAGGCUGGACACUUUGAGCGCAAGGUCCAGGCCCUCGAGCAAGAACGCGACCAGUGGGAGCAGAAGUACGAGGAGAUGGCCAAGAAGCAUUCGUCACUCCAAAAGGAGCUCGACGACCUCCAAGCCGAGAUUGGUACCAUCUAA